Messenger RNA from Nerophis lumbriciformis (worm pipefish), 6072 nucleotides. The record is from RefSeq and is a predicted model, not a curated record. Lineage: Eukaryota; Metazoa; Chordata; Actinopteri; Syngnathiformes; Syngnathidae.
CUUCUCCACAGGAGCCAGGCCAAUGACCUGGCUCAGCUAAUUGCUCGCAUGCAGAAGAAUGCGGAUCGAGUGGAGAAGGACAUCCUAAGUGCAGAAGAUCUGCUGGCUGUGGACGCCCAGCGUGAGGGGAGGAACCAAAAACUGAUCCACCAGAAGGAGAACUCAGACAACCUGGCGGAAGCCGAGGGCCUGCUGAAGGACCUCUUUAUGGACGUGGACAAGGCUAAGCGUCUGAAGCACCCGCAGGCCAACGAAAUAGAUCGAGAUGUGAGGAAUCUUCACGACCGCUGGGUGAAGGACUGCGCUACCUACAGAGAUCUGUACGAUCAGGUGCAAGACUUGGUGCCUGUGUCAAGAAUAGACUGGGGUACCGCGUUGGAGGAAAAACAGCGGCGUUUAGACACUGAAGGAUACGGUCAGAGUCUUUCUGAUGUUGAAAAACAAAUAGCGGCUCACAACAUUCUGCAUAAAGAAAUUGAGGCCUACAGCGAGCAGUUGAAGCCCAGCACGUCUUCCCAGGGCCAAUAUGCCACGCUUAAAGACAAAUACGAUCAACUGUUGGAGAGCUCCAUAAAGAGACGCAACCACCUGGCCUCUCUGUACGAAUACAUGCAAAGUUGCAGCAAAGAGCUAGACUACCUGUCUCAGCAGAAGGACAGGAUCCUGCAAAGAGACUGGAGCGAUCGCAUGGCUGACCCACCGAGCGUCCGCAUGGAGUAUGAGAAAUUCAAAAGCAAUGGGCUGCUUUCACAUGAGAGUGAAGUCAACCAGCUCCUGGAAGAAGCAGACCGUUUGGCAGACAAAAGACAUCCUGGCAAUUCGGCAAUAAUGGCACAUAAAAGCACAGUGCAGAGUGGAUGGCAGUCCUUCCUCAACUUGUGUCUAGCACAGGAAGCCCACCUGGACAACGUUGAAGAGUACCGGAAGUUCCAGCUGGAUGCAGAGACCUUGGCCGAGUCCCUGGACAGACUCACCCAAAAUUUAGACCCCAAGUUAUUGGACAGCAAGAGCAAAUCAGAGGCACUCUUGGAACUUCAGGGAGACGAGCCAGCGGUGAAGAGGAACGAGCAGCGCCUGGCGGCCCUCAGAGAGCUCAGUCAAGGCAUAGCGCCUCUGAAGCUACGUCGGAGCAAUCUCACCAAACCUACGAAAGUCGUAGCUCUGUGCGACUGGGACGAUGAAAAUGGAACUGUGCGGCGUGGUGAUGAGCUCACGCUAAAGUCAAUCUAUGAUAAGGAAAAGUGGGAGUUGCAGGAUAGCAGCAAGAAAACCAAAAGGCUGCCAGGAGCAUGUUUCAUGGUCCCACCACCUGACCCUGAGGCCCUGGAGAAAGUUAACAGUUUUGAGAGAAAGCUGUUAAACCUGAAGAAUCAGAGAUCAGCUAUUAUGAACUCACUGAAGACCCCCGUCGUGGAGGUGGAUCGACCUCAGCGUGCAGUUUCUGUACAAAGUGUGCAAGAAGACCCCAAAGCUACAUUGCUAGCCAGACAAAUAGAUGAGCUUCACUACAAUCUGGAUCUUUGUAAAACGGACAUCGAGAAACGACUGAGAGCUCCUCUGGACAACCGCAACCCUGCACUAGACCUGGAAAACAGGCUGCAAGAUCUUAAGAAAUCUUCACUGACGGCAAGGAAGCUCGAGUCAGAGAGAGCUGCAAUUCAGAGAGACAUGGACACUAUUUUGGCCAAGAAACCAUUUGGACCCAAUGCCGCAAUCCUGCCGCUCAAACUCUCUGCUGCCAACACCAAAAUGGACGACAUCUACAGCCUUAUUGAUCUUUACGACAAAAAAGCUUCGGCCUCGAUGUUCUUGGAGAAGCAAAUGCAGAAGGUAGAAGGCAUGGUCUCCGGUUUCGAACAGAAGCUUGCGAAAGAUGGCAUCAUUCCCAACCAAGCAAAUGCCCUGACAAGUCGCAGCCGUCAGCUGCAGGACAUCCGCCAGGAAGUUCUCUCAAACAAGGAUGAGUUGACAACAUUAGGCAGAGACUUGGAUCUUACAAAGCAAGCGUGCAGUACCCUGCAGCAGAAUUUCAACGUAUACUGCCCUGACAUUCGACGCCAGGAGAGCGAAGUGAAACAUCUGAAAAACCGCUUCACCAAUGUCAGUAAUCAGCUACAGGACAGGUCUACCCUCAUACAGGAAGCUAGUAAUAAAAACCAAGACUUCCAGAAUGCUACUCAGUUGCUGGAUUUCUUUUUGGUCAAUUUACCAAAUAACACAAUAGAACCGACUGACAACAUGGCUGAGAUAACAGGCAAACACAACUCCCAGAGGAAAGUGAUGGAGGACAUUAACAGGAAGUCAGAUGAUGUGCGCCGGAUCAAAGCUCUCUCACGUGAACUCCAAAGCACCUUAACUGAAUACGAGCUCAAAGCAAAAACAUACCGCUGCAUUUUGAAUGAAGACGAUGAUGAAGAUGAUGACGAUGACAAUGAAGAACCCAUUUUGAAAAAUCGUCAAACCUCAACGAUGGCCCAGGCGGUGCAGAUGAAGGAAAAAGAUUUACUGAACCGUUUCGCUGAGGUGUCUGCAGAGAAUGAGCAGCUUCUCAAUCAGAUGGCCACCGCUAAGAACAUCAUUCGUAGGAACGAAGAAAAAGCCAGCAGUGUUGUUGUCAAUCAGCAGCUGCAACUACAAAGCCAGAUGAAGGAUUUGGAAGAGGCCGAGAUCAUGAAGAAAGAACUGAAUGAGGAGAAGUCUCGUCGCUUACAUGCUGAAAAUGACCUGGAAACAUACAGACAAAGAUACCUGUUAUUGAAGAGCAGGAGAGGGGUGGAAAGGUUAGAGGAGAAGGAGGUGGUGCAGUAUUAUCGUGACCCAAAAGUGGAAGCAGAACUAAAGGCUCUGAAAAACAGGGUCCAAGAUGAAGGAUUGAAGAAAUCGAGAACCCAUUCAGAAAUUGACAUUCUAAAUCAGAAAAUCGUGAUUGUAGAAAAACAGCUCUCUGGUGUUGAACCUAAACUCUUAACCAAAGUAGUCACAGAAUAUGAAAGAGACCCACAGCUGGAAAAAGAAGCGUUACGGAUUCAAACUGAGAUUCAGAAGAUACGCCUGGAACUCCAAACAAGAGAGUCAGAGACCAUUCAUGUGAAAAAAGAGUUUAGUCUCCUGUCUCAGCAGAAACAGAAAAUCAAAGAGAAAGUUGUAAAGAAGGAAGUGGUGAGGCUGGAAAAGGAUCCCGAAAUGUUAAAAGCUGUUUUCGCAUUCAAAAAUGAAAUUGCAGCAGAAGAAGCACAUUGUCUGUCGCUCAAUGACAGCAUUUUUAGCAUUAGGAGUCAGAUCAAUACACUAGAGAGGAUCAUUCCCACCAUCGAACCAAAAAUUGUCACGAAAGUCGUAAAGAAAGUACAACAAGAUCCAGAACUGGUGAGUGAGUCAAAGAAACUACAUAUGGCCUUGGAGGAAGAGAAGGACGAAAAUGUUAUUUUGUUGAAAGACUUGACCACGCUUCAGCUGAGAUACGGUGAAGUGGAGAAACUGCGCCCUAAAUUUGAAGUCAAAGAGGUGAUCAAUGAGAUUUUCCGAGUGGAUCCACAGACAGAAAUGGAGCUGCAACGUCUGAAUAAAGAUCUGCAGGAAUGUGGACGAAGACGCACCAUUUUAGAGAAAGAAACCGAGGUGUUGUUGACCUCUCUGACCACGCUGCGUUCUCAGAAACCCAAAGUUGAAUACAAAGAAGUGACCCAGGAGGUUAUCAAAGAAGAGAAAAGUCCCGAAAUCAUUAGAGAGUUACAGCGGCUGAGCAACCAGGUUUCACGUCUUAAAGUCAACUUUGACACGACUCUGGAGUUGCUGUUGCACUUACGUAAAGAAAGAGAUGAACUGAAAGCUGAAAAAUCCAAAGUGGAGACCAAACUUGUGAAUAAAGAGGUUAUCAAAUAUGAGACCGAUCCCCUGUUGGAAAAAGAGGUUAACAGACUCCGGAGGACCGUUAGAGAAGAGACUCAACAACGUCGCAAUGUGGAGGAAUCUCUCUUUGACCUUCAGAAUCAAUACAUUAUUCUUGAGCGGCAGAAGCCAGAGGAGAAGACAGUGGUACAGGAAGUUGUGCGUCUUCAGAAGGACCCCAAGCAGAUACUGGAGCACGAGAGGUUAAACAAGGCUCUAGAUGAUGAAGUCAAAGGUCGAAGAAAGCUUGAAAUCGAGGUGAGACAGCUCCGAGCCCUGGUUCAAGAAAAGGAAACCACUGUGGCUCAGAUGGAUGAACGCCAGAAGAAGAUCCAGAUUGAAUCAGAGCUACGGCAGAUCAAAGCUCAGAUUCAUGAAUUUGAGACUACUCCAAAACCUGUUGAGGAAAAGAUUGUCAUUGAAGAAGUCCUGAAAGUGGAGAGGGACCCAAAACUGGAGAAACUCAUGGAUGAUAUACGUGUUGAGAUGGAAGGAGAAGCAAACUUACUCAGUCGCCUACAGAGAGAAAUCAGCAGCCUGAAGAUGAAGCUGGAAAUGCUGGAAAAGGAAAAGACAACAGAAAAGAUUGUUUACAGAGAAGUUGUGCGUGUGGAGAAGGACCCGGCAGUGGAAGCUGAGAGGGAGCAUUUGAGAGAUCUUGUUGUGCAGGAGAGAAAUAUGAGACGUGACAAAGAAGACAAUCUUCAGAGCUUUAGAAUUAAAAUUUCCCAUCUGGAGACAUCCGUAUCUGUUAUUUCUCAAGAGGAGACAACUCUAAUCGUCACCAGAAAUAACCUCCAAAUGGAGAAAGAAGACCUUCUGAAACAACUCAAAAUGCUUGAGGUUGAAAGGCAGAACAUCAGCAUCAAUUUCCAGCAACAGUCCAAGCUCAUGAGUGAGAGAACUCAAAUAGCUAAGCAGAGGAGUCUUAAGGCAUCCUCUGAAAUCCAGCGCCUGGAGAAUGAGAUCCUUAAUGAAAAAGACAAACACCACCAAAAGGAGGUUCUAAUUAUGGAGUUGAAAGAAAGUGUCAGAAAGGAGGAUCAGGCUGAAACUCACACCAGAGAGACAAACCUCUCGACAAGAGUCACCAUCUUAGAUCCCGACACUGGUAAAGACAUGGCUCCCUACGACGCCUAUUUGAACGGGUUAAUAGACCGCAACCAGUACAUAAACCUGUCAGAACUGGAGUGUGAUUGGGAAGAAAUCACAUCCACCGGUCCAGAUGGGGAUUCAACAAUUCUGCAAGAUCGUAAGAGUGGGAGGCAGUACGCUGUCAAAGAUGCCCUGAGAGAUGGCCGCUUGACCCAGUAUGAUGUAAUGCGCUACAAGGAGGGCAAAAUGCCCAUUUCCGAAUUUGCUCUUCUUGUGGCGGGGGAAACGAGAAAACCUUUUGUUCCCCCAUUAACAAGCCCCAAAUCCCCUUUCAAAUCCAUCCCAAGUUCUCCCUUUAACUCCACACCACCUCCGCUGUUGUCGUCCCAGACCAGUCUCAACAGUCACAGUGACAGUGUUAACAACCUCUUUGCUUUAGCUGAUGAGCAAUUCCCUAUCUCUGGUAUUUUUGACACCUCGACGGAGAGCCGUAUGUCGGUGAGAAGCGCCUUAACCCGUAAGCUCAUCGACGCCGACACCGCUCUGAAGCUGCUGGAAGCACAGGCGGCCUCCGGCGGAAUUGUCGAUCUCACCAAGAAGGACAAACUGUCGGUCCACAAAGCAGCUGAACACGGCCUCAUUGACAAUGCUCACAUGUAUAAGCUUCUAAACGCGCAGAAAGCGUUCACCGGGAUUGAAGAUCCACUGACCAAAGAGCGUCUCUCUGUGGGAACGGCAGCGCAAAAAGGGUACAUACCCUCUGAAAAUGCCAGGUGGUAUAUUGAGGCGCAAUACUUGACCGGAGGUUUGGUCGAUCCCACCAAAGCUGGCCGACUCACUCUCCAAGAAGCCGAAGCAACCAACGUGAUCGAUAGCAAGACUGCCGAAGAGCUACAGAAUGAGGCCACCUACCCAAAAAUUCUGCUUGACCCCAUCAGCAAAGAGAAAAUCUCAUAUAAGCAGGCGAUGGAUAAGUGUAAGCUUGACAAAAGCACAGGACUAUUGCUCCUCCCUGCAGCCUCGAGUGAUGAAACCGAUUCUCCGUCAUACUCCAACUUUCGCUUUGUUUCAGGUCGCAACAGAAUCUGA